GGGCAGGCCUCUUUCUCCGCUGCGCCCAGACACCGCCAAGGCGCUCUUGGUCCCGGCCUCCCUGCGUCGCCUUCGCUCCCGCCGCCCUCUUCAUCCCUUCCAGCCACGAUGCCGGCCUCCCCCGGCCGCCUCUGCAGCCUCCUCCUCCUCCUCGGCUUCUCGCUCGGCUCCUGCUCCUCGCUGCCCCCCUUCGACCUCCUCUACGCCGACGGCGGGCGGGCGUACUUCGCGCAAGACUGGCCGCGGGCCGCCGAGCUGCUGCAGCGCUCCUUGCACAGCUACGCGCGCCUCCAAGACGCGCGCCGCCAAUGCCAGCGCGGGUGCCAGGCCGAGGCCGGCUGGGCCGCCCGGCCGCCGCUCGGCCAGCCUUGGGAGACCGGCUUCUUCGACCGGGUGCUGCAGCGGGCCGAGUGCCUGGAGGAGUGCCUGGGGCGCCGCCUGGACGGGCAGCCCUCCCUGCACCGGGCCUCCGCCGAGAUCCAGCAGGACUUCGAGGAGAGGGAACCCUACAACUACCUCCAGGUGGCCUUCUUCAAGCUCAAGAGACUGGAUGAGGCUGUUUCUUCCGCUCACACAUUCUUCGUGGCCAACCCUCAGCACUUACAGAUGCGCGAGGAUAUGGAAAAAUACCAGCGCAUGGCGGGGGUGAAAGCAGAGAGCUUCCGGGAUCUUGAGGCCAUGCCGCAUUGGGUGGCCUAUGAAGCCGGGCUGCACCAUUACAGUGCGGAUGACUACCAGCAGGCGGUGGCGGAGCUGGAGGAGUCGCUCGGCGAAGGGCUGCUGGCGCUGCAGGACUGCCGAGCCCUCUGCGAGGGGCUGCAGGAGGAAGAAGAAGAGGAGGAGGAGACUCAGCUCGGCCUCUAUGAAGCCAUUGCAGCCCACUACAUCCAGGUGUUGAAGUGCCGGCAGAAAUGUGUCCUUGACAUCUCCACCAAGCCGGGGAGGGUUUCUUCCGUAGAGGACUUCAUCCCUUCUCAUUUUGACCUGUUGCAGUUUGCCUAUGACCAAGUCGGGAACCAGGCCCUCGCAGCCGAAUGUGCAGCGACCUACUUACUCUUCUACCCGUCGGACGAGAGGAUGCUGGAGAAGAUGAAGCAGUAUCGGACGGCACUGGGGGCAGAAGCUCCUGUUGUCCCCAGAGAGGUAAUUCGCAGUUACGUACAGAGGUCUCUCAUGGAGAAGAAACUGAUUUACUACGCUGUGGAGCACCUUGGGGAAACUUUCGAUGACCCUGAUCCGUGGACUCCGGAGGAGUUGAUCCCUGAGAGCAUGAAGGCAAAACACAGAGAAGACCAAGAGCGUCAGAGGCUGGAGGCCCCAGAUAUGGAACAGCAGCAGCCGCAGCGGCAAAGAGGCCCGCUGCCGUUUGAGGGUGUGACCAUCGCCAUGGAUUCCCAGCAGCUCAAUGGCUCUCAAAGGGUCGUCUUGGACAGAGUCCUGACAGAAUCAGAAUGCAAAGAUGUCCUCCGCCUGGCCAAGGCAGCCGGUGGAUCAGGAGACGGGUAUCGCGGCCGGCGUUCACCGCACACCCCACAUGAGAGAUUUGAAGGGCUGACGGUGCUCAAGGCCUUGCAGCUAGCCGAGGAGGGCACCGUGAACUGGAGGGAUGCUAAACUGCUCCUACAAGCCAGCGAGAAAUCCCGGGAAAUUGUGGAAUCCUAUUUCACCCCUGAGAAGAAACUCUACUUUUCGUUCACGCACCUGGUCUGUCGCACGGCUGCCGAGGGGGAGCAGGAGGGUCGCAUGGACCUCAGCCACCCAGUCCACGCGGACAACUGCCUUUUGGACCCGGAAGGGAACACCUGUUGGAAGGAGCCUCCCGCUUACAUCUACAGAGACUACAGUGCAAUUCUCUAUCUGAAUGACGACUUCCAAGGGGGAAACCUCUUCUUCACUGAGAUGGAUGCCGUGACCGUAACUGCCCAGGUACGGCCAAAAUGUGGGAGGCUGGUGGCCUUCAGCUCUGGUGGAGAGAACCCCCAUGGCGUGUGGGCUGUGACCCGUGGGAGACGCUGUGCCAUCGCCCUCUGGUACACCACCUCUCCGGAGCAUUCGGAACAGGAAAGGGCCCAGGCGGAAGAGCUGGUGAAACAGAAGGAGGCAGAACAGGAAGAGUCACAUUUGGACGACAAGGAGAAUGCCGAAGCUGGCCGCAGCACCGGAGACUCGCCUGAGCCUCCCGCUCCCAAGGGAAGGGCCAGAUCCGCUGGCCGGAGGAGCAAGCAGCACUCAGAGUCCGGGGUACAGUCCAAGGGGCAGCAGACCAGAGAUGAACUCUGAGCCGAGCAAAGAUGCAACUCCUGUGACUUUUUAUCUCUAGACUGGCCCUUGUGCAACGGGCUAAGGACGUCUACCUGACUCCGCUGUGACAUCACAGCAAGGAAGACGACCUCAGAAGGUGAUGCUUGAGCCACACCCACCAUCUUCACCUGGAAGUCCUUUUGCCCCAGCCCAGGGGGCUGAAGUAUUGAACCCGUGUAUCAGAGGGGCCCAGAGAGGCUUAGCCAUGAGCCGCGAGUCCUCAGUUUCAAUUUGCCACGAAGUCCUUGGGUGGCCUUAAGCAAGACAUGCUUGCCUGCUGUCUUUCUCUCCCCCUGUCCCGCUCAUCCCCUCACCUGCCAAUGUGAGAAUAAUAAUACUGAUCAGCAGUGUUCCCUCUAAGCUGAAUUAGUGCGAGCUCGCUCACAGUUUUUUAGUCUCCGGCU
This is a messenger RNA of Gekko japonicus, 2705 nucleotides long. RefSeq names its product prolyl 3-hydroxylase 3 (gene P3H3). The record is from RefSeq and is a predicted model, not a curated record. Lineage: Eukaryota; Metazoa; Chordata; Lepidosauria; Squamata; Gekkonidae. Gene Ontology annotation, cellular component: endoplasmic reticulum. The transcript is spliced from 15 exons. Bases 109 to 2280 code for a protein of 723 amino acids. Gene Ontology annotation, molecular function: protein binding; iron ion binding; procollagen-proline 3-dioxygenase activity. Gene Ontology annotation, biological process: collagen metabolic process.